Messenger RNA from Cervus elaphus (red deer), 1260 nucleotides. It is a transcript of the gene PFN1, whose product is annotated as profilin 1. Gene Ontology annotation, molecular function: actin binding. Gene Ontology annotation, biological process: actin cytoskeleton organization; positive regulation of actin filament bundle assembly; regulation of actin filament polymerization. The coding region runs from base 585 to 1007 and encodes 140 amino acids. NCBI's taxonomy places the organism in Eukaryota, Metazoa, Chordata, Mammalia, Artiodactyla, Cervidae. The transcript has 3 exons. The record is from RefSeq and is a predicted model, not a curated record. Gene Ontology annotation, cellular component: cytoplasm.
AGGCGCGGGCGCACGCGCCCCGCCGCCGCCCGCCGUUCCUGCCUCCGGCAGAGGUGGGGGAAGGGGGAGUCGUUCUGUUUAACCCUGAGUUACCCGAAUCCUCCUUAAUUUGCUAAAUUUGCAGUUUGCUAUUUCUUACUUCUUUCACUUUCCUUCUUCCCUCUGGCUCACUCCCUUUCCCUCCACUAAAGUCUGAUAGUUUAGGCGGAGUGGAGCGGGCCCUAACCUUAACUCAUCCCCACCCACCCCCAUCCUUUUUGCCUCGCUUUCCACCAAACUCUGCAAAUUUUGCAAUAGGGGGAGGGAUUUUUUAAAUUGCAUUUGCAAAGUUCGGUAUCUGGGCAGGCGAGGGGAGGGAGAGAGGGAGUGGGGAGCAGGCCCCGCCCCCACCGCCCUUUGCAAAUAAAAAUCUAGGGGGGUGGGGAGGAGCAGGAAGUGGCGGUGCGAGGGCUGCUGCACAGCUAGCAGAGCCGCGGUCCGGACGGCAGCGCGUGCCCCAAGCUCUUCGUCUUCCCCCGCCCGCCAGCCCGAGCCCAGCCCGCGGCCCCAGCAGCAGCCCCGAGAGCAGCCCCAAUAGCAGCGCCAUGGCCGGGUGGAACGCCUACAUCGACAACCUCAUGGCGGACGGGACCUGUCAGGACGCAGCCAUCGUGGGCUAUAAGGACUCGCCCUCCGUCUGGGCCGCCGUCCCCGGCAAGACCUUCGUCAACAUCACGCCUGCUGAGGUCGGUAUACUGGUUGGCAAAGACCGGUCAAGUUUUUUCGUGAACGGGCUAACGCUUGGGGGCCAGAAAUGUUCUGUGAUCCGGGACUCACUGCUGCAGGACGGAGAAUUUACCAUGGAUCUUCGUACCAAGAGCACCGGUGGAGCCCCAACCUUCAAUAUCACUGUCACCAUGACUGCCAAGACGCUAGUCCUGCUGAUGGGCAAAGAAGGUGUCCACGGCGGUAUGAUCAACAAGAAAUGUUAUGAAAUGGCUUCUCACCUGCGGCGUUCCCAGUACUGACCUCGUCUGGCCCUCCCCUCACCACUCCCCACUGCUUUUGCACCCCUCUCCUUCCCACACACAUACAUACACCAUUUUUAUUUUUGGGGCCAUUACCCCACACCCCUUAUUGCUGCCAAAACCACAUGGGCUGGGGGCCCGGGCUAGAUGGACAGACACCCCCUGCCCCCAACCCAUACCCCUCCUGUGUGUGGUUGGACAAUUUUUUUGUUUUUUGGGUUUUUUUUCUGAAUAAAAAAGAUUCUACUAACAA